AUGAUGGAACUGAUGCAGAAAUAUGUCAAGGAUGAUGGAGCAGUUGGAAUCGAUAAUCUCAAACGCUGGGCGACUUCCUCGGCUGCUGUUGAAUUCCUCUCUGCAACGACGUCAGCUGGCUCUUUUGAGGAACUAAAACGGCAGCGCCUCUUGACUGAAAUCCGUUGGUCAACUGGCGACCUGAUCGGCCUCGCUUGGUUCGCACUGAUCUCGGCGCGCACAUUCUACUCGUACACAUCAUCAUCGGAGGCGGUUGAAAAGGGCACGAAUGUCACCACCUUUUCGUCAAAGGACAGACUGUGA
Molecule: messenger RNA, 303 nt
Organism: Aspergillus fumigatus Af293
Lineage: Eukaryota; Fungi; Ascomycota; Eurotiomycetes; Eurotiales; Aspergillaceae
Exons: 2
Coding region: 1-303 (100 amino acids)
Source: RefSeq, a predicted model, not a curated record